AUGUUGGCACCGUCGGCGUCAGAUGAUAGUUCCGCUUCGAUGCCCAAUGCCGCCCUCGACAUGGCCUCCUCCAAAGAGGGCACACCAAUAUUUACCGACGGUAGCGAUAUCGAUGUCUGCGAAAUAUUCGACCUGUCCCCCGUCGCAUCCGCCAUCCUCUCCCCUACGUUUCAAAUCGUGCGCGCCUCGCGAAGCUUUCUUGCUGUCCUGGGGCUCGAAACGAAGAACUGCGUUGGCCGCGACAUUCUUGUCGCAAUCGAAGACCAGGUUCUUCUGUCCAACAACGAUCGCGUCCGUAUCAAGACUAUCUUGCAGGCAUCAAUCAACCUGCGUGCAGUACAGACACUGUCAGGACGCAACACCUCGACGGGCGCUGCCGUGACUGGCUUAGGCGUGGACCUGGCCUGGAGCCUCCGCACCAUCCCCGUAUUCCGCAACGAUGUUCCGUAUUCGGUGGUCUUGGAAUGGACACACACCCAGUCGACCUCGACCUCUCCCACAGUGGAACCCAUGCCGUCACUGCCCCCGACCGUGCCUCCUUUAACCGUUCCUCUUGCAGGCGAAGCGCAGUCGACAUUUAUACCAGAACCAGAUUAUCAUAGUUUGGCGAGCGACACCUCCAUCGACGAGGCGUUCGGCAUCCUUGUCCGUUCUGUCAAAGACUACGCCAUCUUCUUGAUCGACACCGAAGGCUACAUUAUGACCUGGAACGCCGGCGCUGAGAUGAACAAAGGCUACACCAAGAAGGAAAUCAUCGGCAAGCAUUUUUCCAUUUUCUAUGGCCCCAAGGACAUUGCCGACAACAAACCCCAGAGAGAACUGGAGGACUGUCUCCGCUAUGGCCGUAUCGAGGACGAGGGCUGGCGUUUCCGCAAGGAUGGGAGCCGGUUCUGGGCCAACGUCACCAUCACGGCCAUCUACAAGGAUGGAGUGCACGUGGGAUUUGGCAAGGUGACCCGCAACAUGACGGAGCGCCGCGCCGCCGAGGUCCGAGUGCUUGCCGCAUACGAGGAGAGCGCAAAGCUGAAGUCUGAUUUCGUCGCCAACAUGUCCCACGAGAUCCGCACGCCGAUGCACGGCAUGCUGUCGGCAUGCAGUCUGCUCCUUGACACUGUGUUGACACCCGAACAACGCGAAAUUGCGAGCAUCAUCGACGAAUCCGGCCAAGUACUGUUGCAUGUCAUCAACGACAUCCUGGACUAUUCCAAGCUCGCAUCUGGCAGCUUCUCAAUCCAUACCGACAUAGUCGGCAUCGGCAGUAUUGUCACAUCGGUUGUUCGCAGUAUCGAACCGACAUUGCAGCCGGACGUCCGACUGCAGUUGGCACUUGCCAGCGAUUUGCCUCGAGCUGUGCAGGGAGACCCACUACGAUAUCGUCAAAUCGUACAAAACAUCGUUGGCAACGCCAAAAAGUUUACAGAUAAGGGAAUUAUCCGAGUGGCCGUAACUGUUCAGGACCAAGACGAAGACACCUUCACCAUACACACCAGAGUCACGGACUCUGGCAUCGGAAUUCCAAAAAACGCAUCUCACAGCCUCUUUAUGCCAUUUACGCAGGUCGACACCACAACCAAGAAGAGGUUCCAGGGCACAGGGCUUGGCUUAUCCAUUUGCAAGUCUCUUGUCGAACUGAUGGGUGGCACCAUUGGGUUUACACCGAAUCCAGACGGGCACGGAUGCAUUUUCUGGUUUUCCAUCAGGUUCCUGAAGAUCAAGAGCCUGUCCCAACUGAACAUGACCGACGUGGAAGUGAAGACCAAUAAGCGGCUUUCACACAGGGGCGCAUUGACGCCGCCAGGGCAAGAACUGGCACAAUUCGAGCUUGAAAAGGCACAGACCAUCCCACCUCCGCUAGAAAGAAUUGCCAAGAAGGUCGGCCUGUCAAAGGCCGAAGUGGCCUCGGGCUCGGGCUUCGAUCUCAUCGAAGAUGAUGGAGAUACCAGUCCUCUGCCGGGUGGAGAAAUUGUUUUGUCUCCCGAGGUGUCAUCCGAUUCAGUACAGUCAGACUUUUCAUCACCAAUAACUACUCCGCCGAACGAAGGAACGUCGCCGCCUCCAGCGGAAGCACCCCUUCCCGAAUCGAAAGCAUCGCCAGUCUCAAACGUGGACAACUAUAGCACGCCCCAGUCCCCGCAAUCCCCAGCUGAAACCAUCACGCCCAUAUCAUCCACCUCCUUACCCGCCCUCACCAUCCCUCUCAUGGAUCUUUUAUCUUCAUCAACCCGCGGUAACAAGUCUAUUGACCUGAGCACUCUACCCGAAGAUCCUCAAGCUCGACUUCAAAUCGAAUUUGAGCAAAACGUUGCUCUUUUGCGCAAACGUGCUCCUGGAAAACGUCUUUUGGUUGCAGAAGACAACACCACCAACCAACGUAUCCUCCUCCGCAUCCUUGCCUCAUUCGGCUUCGAUACAGAUUGCGUCACUGUUGCCUCGGACGGGUCACAGGCCGUCAAACAUGUUAUCGAACGACCCAAAGAUUUUGACCUUUGCUUCAUGGACAUUAGUAUGCCUGUGAUGGACGGUCAUGAGGCUACAGUACAGAUCAGAAAAAACGGUAUUCAGCUAGCAAUCAUCGCCAUGACAGCGUACGCCCUGAAGGGUGACCGUGAACAGUGCCUGGCGUUCGGCAUGGACGACUACAUUUCCAAGCCUGUCAACAAACGCGUGCUGGUCGACAAAAUCCUGACUUGGCUUCCUGCUUGA
Sporothrix brasiliensis 5110 is the source of this 2703-nucleotide messenger RNA. RefSeq lists its product as uncharacterized. Lineage: Eukaryota; Fungi; Ascomycota; Sordariomycetes; Ophiostomatales; Ophiostomataceae. The coding region runs from base 1 to 2703 and encodes 900 amino acids. The transcript has a single exon. Gene Ontology annotation, molecular function: phosphorelay sensor kinase activity. The record is from RefSeq and is a predicted model, not a curated record. Gene Ontology annotation, biological process: phosphorylation; phosphorelay signal transduction system.